This is a messenger RNA of Spirodela intermedia, 1863 nucleotides long. The record is from the annotation of a GenBank genome assembly. NCBI's taxonomy places the organism in Eukaryota, Viridiplantae, Streptophyta, Magnoliopsida, Alismatales, Araceae.
AUGGCAGAGAACGGGGAGGACAAGCUGCUCGCCGUCGUCCGGCACAUUACCAAGACACUGGGGAAGUCGGGUACCAUGACAGACGACAUCCUCCAGAUAUUUUCCAGCUUCGACGAUCGCCUCUCUCGCGAUAAGCUUUCCGAGAGGAUUGGCCGGGCGGCGGCCGCGGCCGAGGAAGAUGGCCCGCCUGGCUCCUCUGAUAUCAAGCGGGUGCUCCGAUCGCUAGAUCGUCAGAUCUCGCGCUUCGUCGCUUCCGAGCGCCCGAUUUGGUCCAACUCCGACGAGUCCAUGGCCUUUCUCGAUGCCGUUGACUCUCUCCUCUCCUUGAUCAGGGACAUGGAUUCGGUGACAUCCGAAGAUAAGAUGAUGAUCCAGCAUGCGGAGGACCUCAUCCACCAGGCCAUGAUCCGACUGAAAGACGAAUUCCGUGCCUUACUGGACAGCCAGACCGGUGGACGCCCUUCGGAUCCGAUUUCUUCGUCGUUCGAUUCAGAUGGAGAAGAUAGCGAGGGCGAUGAUCAGAUCCCCGUGGCGCAACCAGUCACAGACUACGAUGUCGUGAUCGACGCGCUCCCGUCUGGAACCGUCGCCGAUCUUCACGACAUCGCAAAACGCAUGGUCGCCGCUGGUUUCGAGAAGGAGUGCGCUCAAGCCUACAGCAUCUGCAGGAGGGAUUUCUUGGAGGAGAGUAUCUCUAGACUGGGGCUUCGUCUCAGGACAACUGAAGAAGUGUACGGCAUGCCAUGGCCGGACAUCGAGGAGGAGAUCGGGCGGUGGGUCAAGGUCAUCAAUGUAGCAGUCCGCAUCCUGUUUCCAAGCGAGCGCCGCCUUUGCGACCGUGUCUUUGCCGGGCUUGCGGCCGUGGCCGAUCUAUCUCUAGCCGAGGUCUGCCGUGGCCCCGCGAUGCAGCUGCUUGGGUUCGCCGAUGCGGUAGCUGUGGGGGGGAAAGCACCGGAGAGGUUAUUCAGGACACUGGACCUGUAUGAAGCCCUCCGCGAUUUGAUUCCGGAGAUCGACUUGGUCUUCCCCGAUCAGUACUGCUCGUUCAUCCGCUUCGAAUCAGGCACUACCUGCAGCAGGCUGGGGGGAGCUAUCAGAGGGAUCUUCACGGAGCUGGAGAACAGGAUCCGCCGGGAUCCAGUCAAGUCUGCCGUCCAGGGCGGCGGCGGCCACCAUCCGAUCACGCGGUACGUCCUCAACUAUCUCCGCGCUGCGUGCGAAUCUCGACAGGCCCUGGAGGUGAUCAUGUACGAGGAUGAGGGAGGACCGGUCCCCGGGGAUCAGGAAAUUCUCUCCUCCUCCCUCUCUGUUCGGAUCGCCUGGACUAUGGAUCUGCUUCAGGAGAACCUUGACGCCAAGUCCAGGGUCUACGAAGCUCCAGGACAGAACUUCGUGUUCCUGUUGAACAAUGGAUGGUACAUCAUACAGAAGGUGAAGGACAGCGAAGUCCGCCUGCUCCUUGGGGAAGACUGGAUCAGGCGGCAGAUUGUCAGGGUGCGGCAGUGGCGCAACAGCUACCAGAAGGCAACAUGGGGCAAGGUAAUUGAGGUCCUCCAAAUCGCGGGGCUCUCAGGAUUGUCGUCGUCCUUGGUGGUCAGAUCCCUGCGGGACAAAUUGCAUAUGUUCAAUGUGUACUUUGAGGAGAUUUACAGGACGCAGAAAGGAUGGGUCGUGGUUGAUGAGCAUCUCAGGGCAGACCUCAGAAAAUCUGUAAUGCAGGCCGUGCUACCGGCGUACCAGAGGUUCUUGGAGAGGUUGAUGUCGUUGGAAGCAGCCAAGGACUUGGAGAAGUAUGUGAACUACUCCGUAGAUGGUGUUGAGGCCUGUAUCGGUGAGCUGUUUCAGGGGAACCUCAGGAGUUAG